UUGUUUAUCUUUUUUUUUGUUUUCUGUUCAAAUAAAAGUGUCGCGAAUUUUUGAACCUCUUAUAAAUAUUAAUUUUAUGCCGAAGUAAACAAAUUAAUGCAAAGAUAAAAUGGCACUCGAAAGUGAAAUUGGAGACAUCAAUUGGAGUGAACCAUUCGAUUGCGCAACAACGGCCCAAAAUAUCAAAACAGAAGAAUCUGAAUGUCCACCCAUACCGGAUGAUUGCAUUAAACGAUUGCUCGACUCUUUCGGGCAUUCCCAGUUCAGAAAAAUGCAAUGGAAAAUCAUAUCUUCGAUUUUAUACGAUGCUCGCGACAACUGCGUCAUAAUGGCUACUGGCUAUGGAAAAUCGCUUUGCUUUCAAUUCCCUUCGGUCUAUCGCGACACUAUAACCAUUGUUGUGUCGCCUCUUAUAUCUCUUAUGCAGGAUCAAGUUACUGCAAUGUGUUUCUACAAUUUGAAAGCUUGCUUCCUGGGCUCGGCACAAUCUAACCGAGACACUGUUUACGAAGUUAUCGAUCGCCAAUACAACAUCGUUUAUGUCACUCCUGAGUAUAUAACAUCGGAAAGUGGUGCCUUUCUUAUUGGACGCAUUAAACAAGAUCUCUCGCUAAUAGCCAUUGAUGAGGCGCAUUGCAUAAGUAAGUGGGGGCAUGACUUUCGAAGUGCCUACCGAAAUCUCAGCUGUUUGAGGGAUUGGUGUCCCAAUGUUCCUAUUCUUGCUAUGACUGCCACUGCCACAAACAAGGUCCGAGAUGAUAUCAUCCAAAAUCUUCGUCUUAAGAACCCACAGAUUAUUUCCACAGGUUUUGACAGACCGAAUUUAGAGUUCAUAGUGCAGCCCAAGACAGACGUUUGGAGCGACAUCGGUAAACAUAUACAAAACAUCAAAAUCGGAUCAAUCAUCGUCUAUUGCAUAACACGGCGAAUAACUGAAGAAGUUGCCGCCGUUAUUGCUGCACAUGGUCAUCUCUGUGGUGUGUAUCAUGCAGGAUUGUCCCUCAAGAAACGUCAAGCCACCCACGAUGAAUUUAUUCACGAUCGCAUUCGUGUGGUGGUUGCGACUUUAGCAUUUGGUAUGGGCAUCAAUAAACCAGAUGUGCGUCUCAUCAUCCACUAUGGCGUAUCGAAAGACAUAGAAGGCUAUUACCAGGAGGUAGGCAGAGCGGGUCGUGAUGGCUUGCCGGCGAAAUGUCUACUCUUCCAUCGACCGAAAGACUGGACGCUUCAUCGGAUGAUUCGCCAAAAGAGUAAUCCAAAUACCUCCAUCGAGCAAAUGGAGAAACUGAUGAAAGCCAUCCGACAGUAUGUUGAAACAAAGGAAUGUCGCCGAAGCUUCAUUCUAAACUACUUUGGAGAGGACUGCAAGAAAUUAUGUAAGCGUGUGGAUUGCUGUGAUAAUUGUAGUCGAACCAUUUCCGGUCCAGCGCCAUCAAUCAACCUCUACAGCAAGUACCAAGGCCUUGAUGUGGACGGCCGUUUGGAUAUCACCGAAGAAUCUAAACUACUCCUCCAACUUCUCCAAGACAUGAAAUCCCGCUUUGGUCUACGAAAAGCUAUUCUCGUGCUUCGCGGAUCAAAAAGCAAAGACGUUCCCAGUGCUUACAACACGCAUUUGACGUUUGGAAAACUUAAACAUCGACCCGAAAAGUGGAUCCAAGCUGUCGCCAAUAGUCUGGUCGAGAUAAACAUGUUGACCAUGGAAGAAACUCAUGAAGCUAGAUUCAGCUACACCCGGUGUUUGCUGACGAAUAAGGGAAAAGUUUGGCUUAGCGGUAUAGUAGAACAGUCACCAAUUAAAAUUGUGCCUAGUGAUGAGUUCAUAAAACUACUCAAUCCAAGAGUUGUUAGUGCCCCAAAAAUCAUGUUUCCACUUUUUGGAAUUAAAAAAGAAGAAUCUUUAACUUCCGCCACCAAACCAUCAAUUUCUUCAAAUCCAACUCCGUCGAUCUCCUUACCAAACAAUGUAAAAUUAUCAUCGCCAUCAUCAGCUAAAUCGGAUAUAUUCCGUCCACUGCUUAAAGUCCGAUCAAAAUUGGCCAGUUUAUUUGAUGCUAUGCCAUAUUUGGUGGCCUCAACUAAAGCUCUCGAGCAAUUGGCUAAAAUUCAGCCAACAACAAUGGAAGAAUUAAGAACUAUUCGAUUGGAUGGUUAUUCGGAGGAGAAGACUCAACGUUUUGGUCCGGUAUUUCUGAAAGUCAUCAAAGAUCAUCAGGCUAAGUUCAAAAAGAAAACCAAUGGAGAAACCGAGACUGUAAAAGAAGAACCAGAAAAUGAGGACCGACAAGUGAUCAAAAUAAAACAGGAAGUGGCUGAAAAAGUUCCCAAGAAUAAUUUGCCUUCCAACGCUGAGAAGGAAUCUACGUCUCUGAGUGCCACUCAAGAUUCGAUUGAAAUUAUCGAACCGCAAGAGGCACCAGUCAUCGAAAUAGAAUCUGAAAUCGAAAAUGCCGUCUUCGACGGUUGGGAUUCAGAUGAUUUAGAAUUGACUCAAGUUGGAAAUAAAAUUGAAGAACAGCUCAAUGCCAGCAGCACCAAUAAAACCUCCCCUACAACAACAACUGAAAAUCCCGAUCUUGAUUUAUUGAUUGAUGCCCUUGAGUCUGAAGAUUUAUGUCAAAAGAAGUCCGAACUCCCAAAAAAAUCACGUACUAUUGUCAAAAAACCCAUCAACACACUAGAAUAUGAAUCCGAUUCAGGAUCGGAUAUAUUCGACGCAGAUUGGGAUUUAGAAAUCGAUGAAUCUGAUUUGAAUACAAUUUCUCAACAAGUCGAAGAGAAAUUCAAAUGUGAUUCGACAAAUCUAACUGCCACAACAUCGUCUACAUCUUCUAAUGGUUUUAUAGAAAUUAAGCCAGUUAAAGUAGAACUACAAUCUUGUGAUAGUGAAUCAUCAAUGGUGAAACCAGAAAAACCAAGAAAACCACGCAUUAUAGAAAAAAAGGUUAUCAAUGCUUUCGAAUUCGAAUCUGAUUCAGAAUCCGAAACAGAAACAAAACCUAUAACUUCUCCGAAAAAAAGAAUUCUACCCAGUUGGAUGCAAACUUCUCAAAAAAGAAAGAGGUGAUUCUUUGAGCACAGUUUUGUUAUUUUUCUAUUUUUUUAUAUAAUUAGUGGUAAUAAAAUGUAUUAAGUUUUAAAUUAUUCUGUA
Messenger RNA from Eupeodes corollae, 3151 nucleotides. RefSeq names its product bifunctional 3'-5' exonuclease/ATP-dependent helicase WRN-like. Gene Ontology annotation, cellular component: nucleus; chromosome; cytoplasm. Bases 110 to 3067 code for a protein of 985 amino acids. Lineage: Eukaryota; Metazoa; Arthropoda; Insecta; Diptera; Syrphidae. Gene Ontology annotation, biological process: DNA replication; double-strand break repair via homologous recombination. The transcript is spliced from 3 exons. Gene Ontology annotation, molecular function: ATP binding; 3'-5' DNA helicase activity; four-way junction helicase activity. The record is from RefSeq and is a predicted model, not a curated record.